AUGUUGCUAUGGCGAUUUGUUGGCCGCACUAAUGUCAUCCUUUCUAACGGCGUUAACUGGCAACGGCACUCCCGCGUUGUCAAAUCCGCACUGAAUCGAAAUGUGCCUAUUGAGAAGUUUGCUUCGCUCACCAAAAGACUCUUCUCCGUCAUGGGCGACGGCGGACGUCUCCUGACUUUUAGCACAACACUAACAGAGGCAAGCCGAUUCAUUUUGUGCCUCCUAUCAGGCACAACCGCUCUUGGACAUGACUUCAACACCAUCGUCGACAAUCACAGUCCCUUCGUGGCGAAAUAUAACGAGGUCAUGGACAGCAUUGCUUCACCGUUAUUUUUGGUAUUCCCAAAACUCGAAACCUGGUUCCCCCGCAAGCACGUCAUUCGUAAGAUCGACGAUCUCGUGAAUGACUUCGGCAAACUUCUAGAGGACAAAAAACAACGUCCCGGCAAUGACAUGCUCACCUAUAUGCUUGAGGAGCCGGAGAUGACCGACGAAGAGUUCCGGGAUAACAUGGUCGUCUUCUUCAUAGCCGGGCAUGACACGACUGCGGGCGCAAUGUCGAGUUUCGUUUAUUACCUUUCGAAACACCCAGAGGCACAGGUUCGCGCUAGAAAAGAAGUCGUUGCGGCUCUGGGAAAAGAUGAACCUAACAUCGAAAAUCUGCGUCACAUGCCUUUCCUUCAAGCUUGCAUCCGAGAGUCCCUCCGGAUCAACACCCCCAUUGUGAGUUGUUUGUCGUUAAUGGUCAUUUUAUCACCAAUAUUGAGGGCUAUUAUUCCAGACCUAUGUUCUAACGGAAAGUCCUAUCACAUUCCAGCUAAGGCAUCUGUGAUCAUGAAUAUUUGUGCCAUCCACUACAACGAAACUUAUUGGCCGAAUCCGUACAAAUUCGACCCUACAAGAUUCAUGAACCAAGGCGAUGGUGAAGAGGCGCGAAUCGACGCCAGUCUUUGGCUACCAUUUGCCCUUGGCCCCAGGCAAUGUCCUGCAAGGAACUUUGCCAUGUACGAGCUGAGGACCUUGGCGUCGAUGUUGCUUCAACAAUGGGAAUGGAAUCUUCCAGCUGACUCGCCUCAUCAUGACAGCAUCAAGAAUGGUUUCUCUCCAUUCGCAUUGAGUCUGCCUAAAGAUAUGGAUAUUAUUUUCCGCAGGGUUGAGCAGUAA
This is a messenger RNA of Laccaria bicolor S238N-H82, 1164 nucleotides long. RefSeq lists its product as uncharacterized. NCBI's taxonomy places the organism in Eukaryota, Fungi, Basidiomycota, Agaricomycetes, Agaricales, Hydnangiaceae. The coding region runs from base 1 to 1164 and encodes 387 amino acids. Gene Ontology annotation, molecular function: monooxygenase activity; heme binding; oxidoreductase activity, acting on paired donors, with incorporation or reduction of molecular oxygen. The transcript is spliced from 7 exons. The record is from RefSeq and is a predicted model, not a curated record.